Molecule: messenger RNA, 2616 nt
Organism: Penicillium odoratum
Lineage: Eukaryota; Fungi; Ascomycota; Eurotiomycetes; Eurotiales; Aspergillaceae
Exons: 3
Coding region: 1-2616 (871 amino acids)
Biological process (GO): actin cytoskeleton organization
Molecular function (GO): actin binding; small GTPase binding
Source: RefSeq, a predicted model, not a curated record
AUGGCCUCUGCUACCUCCGGUCCUCAGAUCUUCGAGGAUGCCCACCGUGCUCCCAAAUCGUCCGUUUUUCGGGCCAUGAUUUCAUCAAAGCACAAGAGAAACCAGUCCGCAGACGAUGCCAUGCCACCACAGCUUCCACCGAUCAAAACAUCCGAUCCCAGUCCCUUUCCAUGGACUCAGCAGCGUACCUCCGCGCCCGGUCAUCUUCCACUGGGUGAGAUAGUCCCAAACCGCGAUGCCGGGGAUAGCCACGUUCCAACGGCCAAGUAUGGUAGCAAGGAGGGUAAGGGGGUCCUGUAUAAGAAAACGAAGAGCACCGUCUCCUUAAAGUCGCUGAGAAGCUAUAUGGAGCGGAAGGACGGGAAGUCUGAGGAACCCGAAGUGUCAGAAGAAAUGAAACCGAAGAAGGCCAAAUCGAACAACAGUCUCUCGGCCAUUCUAAAACGAUCACAGCGGGGCCGUAAGGAUGGUUCAAAGCAGAGCCGCGAUAAAGAGAACCGCAGCCCAACCGAUCUGGUUGACAGUAUGCCAUCGCCAAUUUGGCCCCAAGACUCUACCCCGACGUAUCAACAACAGACCAGUCGAUCCCGACAGAAUUCAACAGCAGACCGGCACCGAAGUGUCGCAGACGAGCUUUCCCUCUACACACCCAAGGGCUACAGCCCCGCUCAGCAACGAAACUUUUAUGACUAUCACCAACCCUCGCUGACCAGAGCUGGCGAGAUUAAGCCGCGCCCCAAGUCAGAAAACUUUACGGCCAACAAGAAAGUGAAGGAUGUGCUGGGAGCUUUGCAGCGUCUCCCCACGAAUGAGGUCAAUACAAUUGACCGGGUCAGCAGUUCCCCGUCUAAGAGUCACGGUCUGGAGAGAGCCAGGAAGAUGUCAGCUCCUGAGCCUCCGGCACCUAAAUCUCCCGAGAAGGAUGCCAACCCUAAGCGAUUGUCCCGUGUGCAGGCUGCUAUCUCAGCAUUUAAUGCCAAGGACAAAGAUGCUGAAGUUCACCGACAUCUUGAUUCCAAGGACGUCGAAAGCGAAUUUGAAAAGCUAUUGGAUGCAAGAAAUAUUCCACAUAACAUGCGCGACAAGAUGCGCUCCCUUGACACCAAUAUCAAAGUUGACUUCAUCCAAAAAGACCGAUCUGAAAAUAUAGCUCCCAACAGUGCGGGUACCUCUGAUAGUCGCCGUGGGCGCGGAAAGGAGUCCAAAGAUGAGCAGAAGUCACAGGACCGCAAGGGUUCCCGAUCGCGGUCCAGAAGCCGUGGAUUCACCUUCGGCAGAGGCUCCUCGUCUCCGGGCAAGAAGGCCAGGCCAGAGAGCGGAACGUUUGCUCGUCCACGUUCGGUAGAUCUUUCGCAGCCUGUUGGCGUUUAUACAACACUUCACCCAGGUGGCUCGACUGCAACUCUUUCCGAAGCGGCUGCCGUGGACACUGCGGCUGACCCAUCGGACUUUGUGCAUUAUCUGAGAGAGAUCCAAAAGCCGGAAAUAAUUGAAGUAGGCAAGCUCCAUAAGCUGCGUCUCCUGCUUCGCAAUGAGACAGUAAGCUGGGUCAACAGCUUCAUUACUGAAGGCGGGAUGGAUGAAAUUGUACAGCUCAUCUACCGCAUUAUGAAGAUGGAAUGGCGUGAGGACCACGAGGAUACCCUUCUCCAUGAAGCUCUGCUUUGCCUGAAGGGUCUUUGCACAACAUCCAUUGCUCUUGCUCACCUCACCAGCAUCGAGGCAGAACUUUUCCCCGCCUUGUUGAAGAUGCUGUUUGACGAAGAGAGGAAGGGUCCCAGCGAGUUCACAACCCGGGGAAUCAUCAUCAACCUCCUUUUCACACAACUCUCUACAACCUCUCCAGGCGAACUGCCCGUUGAACGUGCCGGGCGGCUUCUUGCCUACCUACGUGACCCCUUACCGGCUGAUGAUAACCAGCCGGUCUCGUUCAUUGCCAAUAUAUAUCAAUCCCGCCCUUACCGCGUGUGGUGCAAGGAAGUCACCAACGUGACGAAAGAGGUCUUCUGGAUCUUCCUGCACCACCUGAACGUCAUCCCACUCCCUAAGGCAGAUCCCAAGUCGGACGAUCCCUUCACCGACAAACGUCCUGUGGACAGUCGCCCAUUCUCCCAGAAACACUUCCCCGCUCCUCGCCCACCUGUCCCAGCAGCUCCAUACGUUGGGGGUGUUGAAUGGGAUGCUACAAACUAUUUGGCCGCUCAUCUCGAUCUUAUGAACGGUCUCGUUGCCUCUCUCCCUACCGUUGAUGAGCGCAAUCAACUCCGCUCUGAGCUCCGAGCCUCUGGAUUUGAGAAGGUCAUGGGUGGCACCAUGCGCACUUGCAAGGAGAAGUUCUACUCCUCUGUUCAUGAAUGUCUACGCACUUGGGUGGCUGCGGCAGUGGAAGAUGGCUGGCCAUACACAUCGGUGCGUGAGGGACCCCCUCGCUCAGGAGAACCCGGCUCUCCUACUAAGUCCCCCAAGAAGGCUGCACCAGGAAGCCCCAAGAAGGGUCUGGUUGAUGAAAAGCCACCAAAGCUGGAGUUGGCACUGAAUCUCCCCCUCAACCUCCCAGACAGCCGUGCUGCUCCAAGUCCAUUGUCACCAUCCAGUGAUCUACGCAGUUGGCUCUAG